GUAAACUGUCAAGCCAGAUAUAACCAUAUUCGUUUUGAAACUGUUAAUCCAGAUAUUAGAUGCAUAUUCCAGUGAAAUGUUAAGCUGAUAAUAGACUUAUAUUCGAUAUUGCAUGUUGUUUAGAUCAACUUGAACUGGAAAAUACAAUUUAACAAAUCAAAAUGGUGGUAUCUACCGGCCUUUCCUUCAUUAUAGCGUCUAUAAGUGCUGUGUUAAUAUUCUCUGGAAUGCAAAUGUAUAGACCUUGGCUCAAUUCAUCUCAAAUUCAUACAGUAUUUGGGGGAUAUUUAGGUUCCCUUUUUUUUACAUUCUCAUUGACUGCCAUAGGAAACCUAGAAAAUUGUGUUUUUGGCAAAACUUACCAAUCAAAAAUAUUCCCAGAAGCCUUUUUUGCAAUGUUGUUAGCCGUAUUUGCUUCAGGUAUGGUGCACAGAGUUUGUGCUACAACUUGCUUGCUUAUCUCAGGAUGUGCCUUGUAUUACAUCAAUAAGUAUUCUCAGAAGGUAUAUGCUGUACAAAAUGUUCCAGUUGUUACUCAAAUGAACCGCAAAAAGAAGAACUGACAACUAAAUUUUAUACGAGCUCUUUUUGAAUAUUUUUAUACUAAUAGUUGUUUCAUGAAACGUAUGUAUUUAUAGAUUACUUAUGGAUAAAUGUUUUUUUUGUAUUUCAAAUCCAUAUUAUGGAUGAAUGAACUCCGUGCUGGAAAUUAAUAGGACAAUUUUUUGGUAGGAAAUCAAUUUAUUGAAAUAAAAUCGAAAAAUUGAGAAACAUUAGUUGAAAUGCUAAUAAAUUAACAAUAUAAAAACCAAUGAAAUCACUGGUAGCUGCAAUAAUACUUAAUACCAAUAAAAAUAAAAUUUUAUAUAAGCUCUUUUCGAAUAUUUUUGUACUAAUACUUGUUUCAUAAAACUUAUGUGAUCAUAGAUAACUUAUGAGUAUAUCGUUUUUAUUUUGUAUUUCAAGCAUAAUUCUCUAAAUUUUGGGAUGAAUGAACUCCAUGCUGAAAUUAAAUAAAACAAUUUUUUGGUAGAACAUUUAUAUAUUGAAAUUAAAAAAUUGAAAUACAUAUAUUAGUCGAAAUGCAAAUAAAUUAACAAUAUAAAAAUCAAUAAAAUCACUAGUAGUUGCAACAAUACUUUAUAAUAAAUAACAAUAAACUCACAUAAAAAAUUUAUUAUAUUAAAAGUAGGCAAUUCUGUUCCAAUUUCUGGGCAAAACUCAGCACUCGGAGCAAGACGGUCAUCUAUCAUAAUUUCAUCCUAGAGAAAAAUUGAUAUAUUCAAUGACUAAAUAAAUAUAAAAGGAUUUCAUUUAUUUCUCCGAAUACUUACUUCACCAGUUUCGAUUUUAGGAAUACUGAAGUGGAGGGUAUCAGAAAGAACUCGGUUCUGAUGAUCUUUCCACAGAGGGUAAUCCAAAAAGAAGUUCUGCAGUAUUAGCUUGUCUUCUUCUGACUUUAGGUCUAACAUGAGAUUCUGGAGGAAGAAGCAUUCUAAAAAUAAUAAGAUCAUUUUUUAAAUGUGAUUUCCCAUUGCUCUGUUUAAAAUUAUGAUAAAAUUUUCUGAGUUAUUAAAAUUACUAUUUAUAUGCCUCAGUUCUUUUCUAAAAAUUUUUCGGUACAUACUGUGAAUCAACGGGAGAAGAAGAUCUUGAGGAAGUCGUUGAACUAGUUGUAUCAUUGGCGUUGCUUGAGACGCUAGUGAUGAGUUCUUUACCAAAUAUUGGAAUUUCAUUGUGGAGGACAUGAUCAAGCAACUGACCCUUAAUAUUAUUUUCUUGUUUCAGCUGUAAGAAAUAAUAAAUUUUACUGUUGUAUCAAAUGCAAUAAGGUUAAACAUUUCAAAAAAUAAGAAUUUUUGUUACACUUGAAAUUGAAUAAAAUACUAACUUCUUGUAA
This is a messenger RNA of Harmonia axyridis, 1900 nucleotides long. Its product is annotated as protein KRTCAP2 homolog. The coding region runs from base 162 to 563 and encodes 133 amino acids. The transcript is spliced from 4 exons. NCBI's taxonomy places the organism in Eukaryota, Metazoa, Arthropoda, Insecta, Coleoptera, Coccinellidae. The record is from RefSeq and is a predicted model, not a curated record.